CUGCUUGUUGCGCAUCCUCUCUGGCAAUUUUUAUUUGAUCUAUUUAAUGAUUAAUGGGCAUGCUUUGCUUAAUCCUGUUCAAUGGUACUGAAGAGAAGGAACAGACAAGACCAGAUGGACACAGCAAGAUACUUUUUGUAGCACUAAACAGUUAAAAGGAAAAUGAAGCCCAUCUUCUCCUUGUGUUUAUUGCUGGCUGGUUUGUAUACUGCUGCCCACUGUCAUCAGCAUCCUCAUUAUCUCAGUAAGCAGGAUGAUCCUAAAGGGACAUAUUACCCACAAUGCAGUUCUCCUGGGAAAGGAGUUUAUCCAGUUACUUUCGGUAAACUAGUUUCCAGCAAUGCUGACUUUGCAUUCUUAUUUUACAAGCUGAUUGCAUCCGAAGCAACUGAUCAAAAUAUUUUCUUUUCACCCAUAAGCAUCUCUGCUUCCUUUGCAAUGCUGGCACUCGGUGCCAGGUCAGCAACACUGACGCAGAUUCUGGAAGGGCUUGCCUUUAACCUGGAAAAGACUCAGGAGCAGGAAAUACAUGAAGGUUUUUGCCAGCUCCUCCACAUGUUGAACCGCUCAGACACUGAACUCCAGCUGAGCCUAGGCAAUGCCCUUUUUAUAGAAGAGACACUAAAACCACUACAGAAGUUCCUGGAUGAUAUCAAAAGCUUUUAUGAUUCUGAAGUCUUUUCUACUGACUUUAACAACUCCUCUGGUGCAGAGAAUCAGAUCAACAGUUAUAUUGAGGAAAAGACAAAUGGGAAAAUUGCUAAACUAGUGGAAAAUCUUGAUCCUUUCACCACCAUGGUUCUUGUUAACUAUGUCUUCCUUAAAGCCCAGUGGGAGAAACCCUUCAGUACUUCAUAUACAAAACAGGAGGAUUUUUUUGUGGAUCAGGAAACAUCUGUAAAAGUUGACAUGAUGUAUCAAAAGGGUUACUACAGAACUUACUUUGAUGAAGAACUGUCCUGUUGGCUGGUUCAGAUACCUUACAAUGGAAAUGCUGCAGCAUUAUUUGCUUUGCCUGACAAAGGGAAGAUGAAGCAAGUGGAAGAUGCUCUCUUGAAAAGGACUGCAUCUAAAUGGGGAAAGUUCCUCCGAGACAGGAAAAUACAUCUGCACAUUCCAAAACUUUGUAUUUCUGGUACAUAUGAUGUGAAAAGUAUAGUCAAACAAGUGGGGAUGAUUGAUCUGUUCACUGAACAAGCUGAUCUGUCAGGGAUUACUGAGGAGCCUGGACUAAUGGUUGCAAAAGUGAUCCACAAAGCCAUACUGAAUGUUCAUGAAAAUGGCACUGAAGCAGCUGGGGCCACGGUUAAGGAGAUUACCUGGCGAUCUGGAGAUUUUCCUCAUCCACCUCGAAUCAGAUUCAACAGGCCUUUUCUCCUGGCAAUUCUGGAUAAAUACACCCACACCAUCCUUUUCAUGGGAAAAAUUGUAAACCCUCUGAAAAAUGACUGAUCCACCAGAGAACGUGCACUUAUUCACAUCGCUGGCUAAAUCCCUGCGAUCCAGCGAAACACCUGUGCAUGCACGCCAUUAUGUACUAGUGCUCAUCUUUCACCCGUUAUCCUUAUAUACAUUAUUAAUCCCUUAAAAAACAAACCCUAUUUUUCCUUGUCCAAAAAGUCACUGGUAUUUCCACCAGUCUAUAGCUGGGGAUAGCUUGUAGUGUCAGAGCAUUUUUUACCAGUUUUGUAAGAAGCUCUUCCUGACAUGCUCCAGUGGGUUAUUUGAGAUGGCUCAAAGCCUCUAGGUAAUGUAGCUGCUGCUGUACACUCAUGGUGUGUGUACUGGACAGCAGAAAAAGGGAAUCAAGGAAAAGGAGGUGUAAGGUAUAAAUCCUGUCUCUUUAAUACUCUAACCUUAAUGACUAGCUUUGAAUACAGAUUCCCUUAAUACUGGAGUGAAUUUCCAAUAAUUUAUUUGGUUUUUAACCAAGUAUGGUGUGAAGCUGCAGGAUCAGUGACUGGGACACUGGAAGAUACACCAACCAAUGUAAAGGGUUGAUGGGUGCAGGUAGUUUAGCUCACCUCCCUUUUUCCUCUUCAGAGGAAGCUGUCCUCAUGAAGACAAGAAGGUUGGUUUUGCUCUACAAAUAAUAUUUAUUCUACUAAGCAAGGAAGCCAUAGCAGCAAAAAGACUCUGUAUUAUCCUGUUAAUACAACUAUUAUUGCCAAUGCCCUGAGAUAAAAGUAUGGUGAAGCAGUACAUGGCAUAACACCAGUUUUCUUAUUAUGGAUUUAUCAUCACUGUCAUUUCUCUUUUCUCCUACUGAUGCCAUGUUUACUCUUACACUUUCCAGCUAGACAUGUCAGACUGCAGCAGAAAAGAGGAGGAAUAAGAGAUUAUAACACUGGAGAAUUUGCAUUUCUUCAGUAGGAAGACCAGAGCUUUCCUAGGGACUGUUAACAUGCUUUAAACUAUCAUAGAGACACAUAGAAAAUGCAGCUAAUGUUUGAGAAGUCAACUUCCUAAAUGGUAGAUGUGGAUUACUGUUAUGGAGUAAAAACAUAUUGUGAAUUGAUAUGUUUACCUUUUCACUUUUAAGGUUUCCUGAGUUUAACUUUUUACAAUUGUGUUGUUUUAUAGCAAGACAACUGAGAGGAUUUUAACAUAUCAGCUACACUAGAUAGUUGUACAGUUGUGAAAAGAAACACAAAUCAAUCAGUAAAUAUUAAAUUUUUUAUUUUUUUAAAUCAACAUCCUUAGUAUGUCUUAGUAAAAUAUAGAAAGCCAAUGAAAGUGCUUAAGUUACAGAUUUAUUAAAACUUUUGCAGCAGAAUCUCAAACUGUUAGAGAAGAAGUAAAAUAUAAAUGGCAAAUUUCUAGACUUUAGUCUCUUAAAAUAUCUGUGAAAAAUAUAACUUGAAAGUUAUGUUGAAUAUUUCUAAAAUAUAAUUAUUUUUAUUA
Messenger RNA from Pezoporus occidentalis (night parrot), 2904 nucleotides. RefSeq names its product alpha-1-antitrypsin-like. The transcript is spliced from 5 exons. The record is from RefSeq and is a predicted model, not a curated record. Bases 163 to 1452 code for a protein of 429 amino acids. Lineage: Eukaryota; Metazoa; Chordata; Aves; Psittaciformes; Psittacidae. Gene Ontology annotation, biological process: negative regulation of endopeptidase activity. Gene Ontology annotation, molecular function: serine-type endopeptidase inhibitor activity.